AUGAAGUGGCUGCUGCUGCUCGGCCUGGUGGCACUGUCUGAGUGCCUCAUCUACAAGGUCCCCCUCGUCAGGAAGAAGUCCUUGAGGCAGAACCUGAUCGAGCAUGGCCUGCUGGAAGACUACCUGAAGACACACAGCCUCAACCCAGCCAGCAAGUACUUCAAGGAGGCUGCCGACACGCUGGCCACCCAGCCCCUUGAGAACUACAUGGACAUGGAGUACUUCGGCACCAUUGGCAUCGGAACCCCCCCUCAGGAGUUCACCGUCAUCUUUGACACCGGCUCCUCCAACCUGUGGGUGCCUUCAGUCUACUGCUCCAGUCCUGCCUGCUCCAACCACAACCGCUUCAACCCUCAGAAGUCCUCCACCUACCGGGCCACCAGCCAGAAGCUCGCUGUUGCCUACGGCACCGGCAGCAUGACAGGCGUCCUCGGAUACGACACCGUCCAGGUCGCAGGCAUCGCCGACACCAACCAGAUCUUCGGCCUGAGCGAGAAGGAGCCCGGCUCCUUCCUGUACUAUUCGCCCUUCGACGGCAUCCUGGGUCUGGCCUACCCCAGCAUCGCCUCCUCCGGGGCCACACCCGUCUUCGACAACAUGUGGAACCAGGGCCUGCUCUCCCAGGACCUCUUCUCUGUCUACCUGAGCUCCAAUGACCAGGGUGGCAGUGUGGUGAUGUUUGGCGGCAUCGAUUCUUCUUACUACACUGGGAACCUGAACUGGGUGCCUCUUUCUUCUGAGACCUACUGGCAGAUCACCGUGGACAGCAUCACCAUGAACGGCGAGGUCAUCGCUUGCAAUGGGGGCUGCCAGGCCAUCGUUGACACUGGCACCUCUCUGCUGUCUGGCCCAACCAAUGCCAUUGCCAACAUCCAGCGCUACAUUGGAGCCAGCCAGAACUCGUACGGCCAGAUGACGGUCAGCUGCGCAGCCAUCAACAGCCUGCCCAACAUCGUCUUUACCAUCAACGGCAUCCAGUACCCUCUGCCCCCCAGCGCCUACAUCCUGCAGAGCCAGCAGGGCUGCACCAGCGGCUUCCAGGGCAUGGACAUCCCCACCCCCGCCGGAGAGCUCUGGAUCCUGGGCGACGUCUUCAUCCGCCAGUACUUCACCGUCUUCGACAGGGCCAACAACCAGGUGGGCCUGGCUCCCGUGGCCUAAGCCUCAGGCCCUCCCGCUGCUGCCAGGAAGGUCCUGCCCAGCCCUGUGCCCACCCUAGGUGUAUAUAA
Molecule: messenger RNA, 1229 nt
Organism: Miniopterus natalensis
Lineage: Eukaryota; Metazoa; Chordata; Mammalia; Chiroptera; Miniopteridae
Product: pepsin A
Biological process (GO): proteolysis
Molecular function (GO): aspartic-type endopeptidase activity
Source: RefSeq, a predicted model, not a curated record